GGCAGUUCUCGGGGCUGCAGCGGAGCAGCGCCAUGGCUCCAGCGCUGCGGCUGGGGCUGCUCUUGGGGCUCCUGGGGCUCCUGGCGGACCCGGGGAGCACGACGAAAGUUCUCCACUCCUUGCAUUACCUGGAUGUGGCGGUGUCAGAGCCCAGCCCGGGGGUCCCCCAGUUCAUGUCCAUUGGGUUUGUGGAUGGGAUCCCCUUCACGCGCUACGACAGCGAGCGGGGCCGGGCGGAGCCGCUGACGCAGUGGAUAAAGGAUGGAGUCGAGCCGGGAUAUUGGGAUGGGCAGACCCAGAUCUGGGAGAGGAACCAGCACGUGGCUGCCAGGGACCUGGAGACAGCGCGGGAGCGGUACAACCAGAGCGGGGUUCUCCACUCCCUGCAUUACCUGGAUGUGGCGGUGUCAGAGCCCAGCCCGGGGGUCCCCCAGUACAUGGAAAUUGGGUUUGUGGAUGGGAUCCCCUUCACGCGCUACGACAGCGAGCGGGGCAGGGCGGAGCCGCUGACGCAGUGGAUAAAGGAUGGAGCCGAGCCGGGAUAUUGGGAUAGGCAGACCCAGAUUGGUGUGGAGAGCCAGCACGUGGAUGCCAGGAACCUGGAGACACUGCGGGAGCGGUACAACCAGAGCGGGGGUCUCCACACACGGCUGCAUGUUUAUGGCUGUGACCUCCUGUCUGACGGGACUGUCCAUGGAUCCUACAAGGAUGGCUACGACGGGCGGGAUUUCAUCUCCUUUGACCUGGGAUCCGGGGGAUUCGUGGCGGCCGACAGCGCUGCCGAGAUCACCAGGAGACGCUGGGAGCAGGAGGAGGAGGCUGAGAGGUGGACGAAUUACCUGAAGCACGUCUGCCCGGAAUGGCUCCGGAAAUACGUUGGAUACGGGCAGAAGGAGCUGGAGCGCAAAGAGCCCCCUGAUGUCCACGUGUCCGGAAAAGAGGAACAUGGGACGCUGAUCCUGUCCUGCCACGCGUACGGAUUCUACCCCAACACCAUUGCAGUCAGCUGGAUGAAGGAGAAUACAGGAAUGCUGGAGCCCGGGAUCUUCGCUUGGGAGCCGAAGUCUGGCAGCAUUCUCACCGUGGCGGUCGCUGUGUCCAUCAUCGCUGCCAUCCUUGCUGUCCUCAUUGCAGUCGGUGUCUGGAAGCUCCAAUCCGGGAAGAGGGACAGGAGUGGAUACAACGUGGCAGCCGGAAAGGAUGUGGGAAUUAAUGGCUCAGCUGCAGGAAUCACCGCCUGAGCGAUCCAUGGAGCUGCAUCCAGCCUCUUCCCUCUUCCCAGGAAAGCUGAGAGUUGCCAGCAGAGCUCAUCCCGCUGCUCCCACCCACCCCACAACUCUUGCUAACUGAUCAAUUUGCUGUUUUCUAUUUCGCAGUCUUUUAGAGGGAAGAACCACAAAUAUUCCCAGUGGUUCAGUUCUGGUAGAAAUUAUCCCGCUUUGGGCAAUAAAUCCAGUUUGGGGCAAUAAAUCCUGUUUGGGGCAAUAAAUCCUGCUUGGGGCAAUAAAUCCUGUUUGGGGCAAUAAAUCCUGCUUGGGACAAUAAAUCCAUGUUCCCUCC
Messenger RNA from Lonchura striata (white-rumped munia), 1560 nucleotides. The record is from RefSeq and is a predicted model, not a curated record. Lineage: Eukaryota; Metazoa; Chordata; Aves; Passeriformes; Estrildidae.